Molecule: messenger RNA, 6179 nt
Organism: Pararge aegeria (speckled wood butterfly)
Lineage: Eukaryota; Metazoa; Arthropoda; Insecta; Lepidoptera; Nymphalidae
Gene: Hmt4-20
Product: histone-lysine N-methyltransferase KMT5B
Exons: 3
Coding region: 334-2460 (708 amino acids)
Cellular component (GO): nucleus
Molecular function (GO): histone H4K20 methyltransferase activity; protein binding
Source: RefSeq, a predicted model, not a curated record
GUUUAAACUUAUGAUGCUCCGUAAAUGCUACCGUUAUGAAUGAAGUGCACGAAAACAUGGUUGUUUUUCAGCGUUCCUUUGAGUUUUUUAACUUUAGUACACAAUUACAAGUAAUGUAAUUAUGAAUAAAUUCAGAAAUACAUUUUAAAAUAAAAAUCAAUUUUUUUGGUUAUACUGAAAUUUAUGAAUAACCUACCGUUAAUGUCAAGAAGUGCUAAGACAGUUCAGUUGUUACAAGAAAUAAACAUGUAUUUUAAACACAUUUAAUGUUCUAAGUAAGUGCAUUUAAUGGUGUGAUAGUUUAUCUAAGCGAUUUUGUUGUAUUAUCAUUAUAUGGUGUUCAGGAUGGUUGUUGGUUCAGCGGCUUAUCCGGGGAGACAAGUGCUCCACAAAAUGCAGCCUAUGGGCAUGACGCCCCGCGAGUUGUCCGAAUACGAUGACAUAGCCACGGCACUUAUAGUGGAUCCUUAUCUUGGUAUUACAACACACAAAAUGAACAUUCGGUACCGACCAUUAAAGGCAAAUAAGGAAGAAUUAAAAAAUAUAAUCAAGGAGUUUAUUCAAACUCAGGACUACAAUAAGGCUUACUCAAAGCUAGCCAGUGGUGAAUGGAUGCCUAGACAUUUUAGUAAAAAUAAACAUCAACAGAACAAGUUGAGAGAACAUAUAUACCGUUAUCUUCGAAUUUUCGAUAAGAAAGCUGGAUUUGCAAUUGAGCCAUGUUAUAGGUAUUCAUUAGAGGGUCAGGUUGGGGCUAAGAUUUCUACAACAAAAAAAUUUUUUAAGCAUGAAAGAAUUGAUUUUUUGGUUGGCUGUAUAGCUGAGAUGACUGAAGAAGAGGAAAAACAGCUUCUUCAUCCUGGGAAAAAUGAUUUUUCAGUUAUGUAUAGUUGUAGAAAGAAUUGUGCUCAAUUGUGGCUGGGUCCUGCUGCAUAUAUUAAUCAUGACUGUAGGCCAACAUGUACAUUUGAAGCGACUGAUCGUGGUAAGGCCUUUGUUCGUGUGUUGAGGGAUAUUGAAGUUGGUGAGGAAAUAACAUGUUUUUAUGGUGAGGACUUUUUUGGUAAUGGGAAUUGUUAUUGUGAAUGUGAAACAUGUGAGAGACGUGGAAAAGGUGCAUUUUCUGUUCAAAAUGCACAUAAUGAUGAACAAGCAACUAGGUAUAGAUUUAGAGAAACAGAUAAUAGAAUAAAUAGGACAAAAGCAAAACAAACUCAGAAAGCGAUUAAUGGUAAAAAUCCAGAAAAGGCUCAAAUAUCAAACAGACAAGUUUCUAAUAUAGUAUCUCCACUCAGUAUGAAAGAAAUGAAACAAAAAGGCUUAACAAAGUAUGAUGCGGAACUACUAAUAGCUCAGGGGUGUAUUGCAGAUGUUGUAGAUGGAACUGUUAGUAAAGAAGCUCAGAGUAGCAGAGAAUCCUCAGCAUCAAGUCGUGGCGAGCGCUUGCGCCGGCGGACUGACAGCAACCGCACACAGAAUGGAGCUAUGCCCACUGCCUCAGCUCAAAGUAGAGCACCGCCUACUCGCUGUUGUAGUAUUACUAGUUCUCGCAGCAGUCGCGAUUCACAUUCUGGUAUUGUUUUGAGGAGUCAUAAACGUCUCACUGACAAUAAUUGUUCCCAGUCAACUUGUACAAAAAGUAAGAAUUCUACAAAAACUGUUUCUGAAGAUAAAUUAAGUGUAGAUCCUAAUAUUAUGACAUCUGAAACUUAUUCUGACAUUACUAGUGUAGAAACUAACAAUUUAGGUAUUAAAACUGAAACUGCCCAAGAUCCACAAAUAGAACAUUGUGUAUCUGAACCACAGCCUGUUACUUGUAGUGAAAUGGAUCUAUUGUCUACAGAGAAUAAAUGUGAUACAAAUGAAUCUCUGCAGGAAAGUACUGAAAUGCCUUUAUUAGUUACAUCGAAAGCAGAAACUCCUGAAUCAGAUAAUUUAAAUACAAAAAAACAAGUUUUAGAUAAUGUUAAGUGUGCAAGUGAUGAUGCAUGUAUAAAAAGUGAAAUUUGUGACUUUAGAGAAAAUGUUAACCCAAGUGAAUCUAAGGAUAGUAAAAUAAAUAAGCAUCACAAAAUUGAUGUGUCAAAUAGGAAUGAAGAAACAAAGAAAGAAUCAGAGUCAGGACCUCCAUGGUUGGCAGACAACUCUAAUAAGAGCAGUGAGUGCCCUUGUACCCCUCCACGGCGUGGCUUGAAACUAACUCUUCGUGUUAAGCGCAGUCCAGUUGUUGAGGAAGUAAUGGAUUGUGGAGGCCCAGCUGAAGCGCCUGAAUAUGAAGUGCUAAGGUUAGAAGGUGUAGAUCCUGAAACAGCGCGGCGACUAAAGAAAAGACGUCGGUCUAAAGAGCGGCACCGCAAGCAUAGUCCUAUCCGUCCCCUGCCUCCUAUGAAACGCUUAAGAUUAAUUUUUGGUAAUGAGAGUCGUACUAUUGACUUGCCUCCUGCUAUAUCAGCAGACUGACAGCCACAAAUAGCAUUGUGGUUAUGUUUCCACCGUUAAUAUUCAAUUAUUAGUUUAAUUAUUAUUGUCACUGACUAGGAUUAUUUUAUCUAGUAUUUAUUAUUGUGACGUGAAGUUGAAUUCAAGUAUUGUGAUAGGUAACAAAUUGUUUUAAUUGAUAAAUUCAUGAAAAUAUUUAUUAAGAAAUAAAGUUGAAUUGUGUUAUUUCAAUUAACUGACAAAAUUUUAUGCUUAAACUAAGGUUUCUCUAUGGUUUUGUAAAAUAAGUAAUUAAAGGUACUGAUUUGCAUUAUUCUUAUUUCUUAACUAAGAAUGUGUAUACUUUAUCUUUUUUCCAGCUUUAAAUUUUUUAAGAAAUGUAUAAAAUUUUGUACCUAUACAUUCUAUUCCAUGCAUGUAAAGUAUUGACAGUGUAAAUUUUCUGAUUUAAAAUUUUCUAAGAUACUUAGAAACUUGUAUAUAUGUAGUUAAUAUGUAUAAUGUAAAAUGACGAAAAUUCAAUAAAUUUUGACAUAAUUAUAAACAAAAUGUACUGCUGGAAUUACUCAAAUUACCAAAAUUUGAAAAAUAUCACUAAACGCUAGUCUAAAAUUUAUGUAAACCGGUACAAAGCUUUAACAAGAUCCCAGUCAGAUAAUAGUUAAUUUAUUCCGUUUUUAAACCAAAAUAUCAAAAUAUUAGGAAAAGGAGAAGGUCCAUUCUUGCCCUGGUUCUGGUAGGAAUAAUAAAAAAUAAAAAGUUUCUGUAAAUAAUUUAUUUUAUGCAAUUAUUUAAAAGAUUAUCAUAAUGGCGCCAACAUGAAAUUUGGCAGUGAAUAUUGAAAAAUAAAACUACACUUAAACAUUUAUAGUUAAAAGAGUUUUGGCUCAUCUGUCAUUUUUACUUUUCUCUAAGUAAUAGUAGCACAUAAAACCUGUAUUAGGUAGGUACCUAUAUUUAUAAAUAGCUAAAAAUACGUGUAGUAAGAUAUGAAUACAAAUAAGUACUAAAUAAUAUUAAGUGUCAGUUUUCCGAAAUAUCAGCUACCAAAUUUGUAAUAGUAAGGCCAUCGGUAAAUAAUAAAAUUUGAACUUACGAAUUGGCUCUAAAAUUGUUUUUCAUUCAUUCAAGUCCAGAUUAACUUCAAAUGCAGUAAGCAAAACGUAGGUACAUUAAUGAAAAUCAGAGAUACCUUCACUGUAAAUUCAUACUAAUCAUAAAAUUAAAUUUGUUUUAACAUGCUAAUCUCUGUUGGUCUGUGUUGGAUUAGUAAAACAAAACUUCAAAUUAUGUUUUAUGUUAUUUUUUAGUUUAUCCAUACAUACUACCAGAAAAAUUUUGAUAGCUGGUAUGUCCAACACCUGACACCAGUCCAUUUUAGUCUUUUAUUUUGAUAUACAUACUUAUCUGUUUGGAUGCUAUAAAUUUUUGAAAAAGUAAAAAUGGCGGAGAUAUGUGUGCCAAACCCCAUUGUACAAUUUUCAAACUUCAUAAAUUAACUUUAUACACUACAAGUUAGUCCUAGACUGGAAUCUCAUCUGUUGGUAAGUGAUAAUGCAGUCUAAGAUGAUAGCGGGUUGACCUGUUAAUUAACCCAGGCGCCACAGAAUUAAGAACAUCCAGAAACCGUGCACACGACUCAUAUUGAAGCACCAAAAGCCACUCCUCUUUAUUGGUGUUUCUCAAACAGGUGGUAUACCAUUUGGUAGUUGAAAGUAAUUAUUUUACCUCUAAACGUAACGGUUAGUGAGCUAGCAACAUUCCGCGGGUGUAAAGUGAGCGGUACACGGACCGUCUUAACUGUUUUUGGUUACAAUUGGCUGACGAGCGUUCUGUAUUUUCUUAAUUCUGCGCUAUACUUCUAAUCGUUUUCUACGCGGCAUCGUACCGGAACAGUAAGGGAAAAUUAGAAGUUCGUGGCUUUUGAGUGCCUUGACCGCUCCCAGGUUUUAUACAUCUUGGACCAUCUCCUUUCACCCAAAGCAUUCUAAUUUAAGAGUCUAAUUCCGGCCUGAUGAAAAUGAACAUUUAUUAUUUUAUUGUUCUUAUCUUAUGUAAAAAUGUAAAUGGUUACGUAUGAUUUUAAUACGCAGGCGUUUUCACUAGAGUCCUGAAGGGAGUAUCAUAACAAUAAGAAAAGCUUAUUAGUAUGUAUUUUGGUUAACUUUUCCCAUGUAUUUCUUAGCCUAAUUGUUUGAUUUUAAAAAACCGUGUCUUAAUUGUUUUCUCAUCAGCAUUCCGCUUGUCGCGGGGUGUAUGACGUCAUGACAAAUUUACUACGGCGUAUCCCGUAUCCAUGGUGUCUGGCGCAAAGGAAAUAAGACACGAAAUUGGUAACAGGGUAGGUCGUUGCGUAAAUUACGAAAAUAUGUUAUUUUUUAUGUUUGUGCAAAUUAUUUCGUACAUAAAUCUCCUAACUCAACUUAUACCCUUUUCUAAGGAAAACUUUUAGAUAUGAGAUUUGAGUACACAAAACAGAAGUGGCACCACUGUUUUUAUAAAAAUCAAUUUCCAAGCUAUAGUGACUGAACCCAUAAACGGCAGGACCGAUUUAGGUGACAUCUUUUGUUAAUUUGAAUGGGCGGCCAAGCGGCGUGUCGGGGUUACGGACCUCGAGGCAAUUGAAUGGGCCCUGGAUCCAGUAGGUGGCGCUGCAAUCAGAGACAGUUUUAUUGUAAGAGCCCACUAUUAGGUUUAACUAAACCGUUUAUUCGUUGUAGUAUUUUGUUAUUUUUAAACAUCAAUUAUAGACAUGUAUAUAUGUACUUACCAGUUAUUUAAAUUUUUGAAACAUGGAUAAAAAAUUUACCACUAUACAUUCCAUAAAAUAAUGCUAAAAACGAAAAAAUAAACCCGAACGCUAUUUUAACAAUUUAAUUAAUUAUCUACCUUUUCUAGUACAUUAAGUUGUCUUUGUGCUUAUUUUACGAAUUAAAGAACGAUUUUGCGGGUUAUAUUAUGUUGGAAGAGAAAACUGGAAACUUGUUACGAACAAAAUGUUUAGUGUUAGCACUUAUGACUUAUGUAAAGGCACCUAAACCUCUAUAAUUUGUCUGGCUGAGAUCUAUGGAGCGUACUUUGAUUUGCGCAGUCAAGGUUACUGUUAAAACAGGUGUCAGGUUUAUGUCUGACAGUCUGAGCCAAGGGUUAGCACGCUUUGUAGGUGUCAGCUUUAGGCUGCCAGUCCACCGGAGCGGAGCGAGGCAACGGAGCCGAGAAACGGAGAAAUAUUAACCAAUAGGAUUGCACAAAAUCUCCGCUGCUCUUAAUCAGACACAGUACGCAACUGCGCUCCGCAUUAGUCCGUUUCUCGGCUUCGCUGCCUCGCUCCGCUCCGGUGUACUGGCAGCCUUAGUUUCUACACAUUGCAGUCCUUAAGCAAAGCGCGUUUGUAGAUUCAUAGGCUAAACUAUAUAAUUGUAUAAAUCAUUCUAAAUGAUGACGCGUAAUAUUUAACUGUAAAAGCAUUUUGGUAGUACUAUACCUACGAUCGGAUGGAAUAAAUAGUCAGAGUAUUACACAAUAGGUUUUUUUUUGCAGUUAUGGGCAAUUUUCAUAGUAUCAAAAGUGCGCAUCAUUUAAGAUAAUUCUGUAAAAUUAUAUAUAUGUACUGUUGGUGAUAUAUUUAUAUGUAAAAUAUACUUAAUUGCUAGUAAGAGGACAACUAGCUUUUGUGAUAUUCCAUAAAGGAAUAGUGUAUGUAAAAAUUAAUUAUGAUAAUAAAACGCCUCAACUCUUAA